GAGAGAGAGAGAGAGAGCUAUUUGUCUUCCUCGAAGCUUUUGAGGCAGAACACGCAAGACUCUGUUUUUCUAUAAUAUUGGAAUCAAAACUCAAAAGAUAAGGCUUUUGAGUUUUGAGGUAUUCUUCUCAGCAGCUAAAGCUCUGUGGGUGGAUAUGGCAGCUCGGAGACUCUCCUCCUUACUCUCUCGCUCCCUCUCGGCCGCUUCUUCUUCUUCUUCUUCUUCUGGUUCUGCAGCUUCUCUGGUUCGCUCUCGAGGGAGAAGUGUUAGCAGGUUUAGCAGUACUUCUGUAGCAACUGAGGAGUUAAUCAUUCCACCUGUUCAAAUUAGUCACACUCAGCACCUAAUCAAUGGGAAAUUCGUUGACGCUGCGUCAGGAAAAACAUUUCCAACAUACGAUCCUCGUACAGGAGAAGUGAUUGCUCAUGUGGCUGAGGGUGAUGCAGAAGAUAUUAACCGGGCAGUAGCUGCUGCUCGCAAGGCAUUUGAUGAGGGACCGUGGCCGAAGAUGAGCGCUUAUGAAAGAUCACGGAUAUUAUUACGCUUUGCUGAUUUGGUUGAGAAAAACAGUGAAGAGCUGGCAGCUCUAGAGACAUGGAAUAACGGGAAGCCUUAUGAACAAGCUCUGACCGCCGAAUUACCAAUGUUGGCUCGUCUAUUUCACUACUAUGCUGGAUGGGCUGACAAAAUCCAUGGUCUAACUGUUCCGGCUGAUGGACCUUAUCAUGUGCAAACGCUGCAUGAACCAAUCGGUGUUGCAGGACAGAUUAUUCCAUGGAACUUUCCUCUACUCAUGUUUGCCUGGAAAGUUGGGCCUGCACUGGCUUGUGGUAAUACGAUUGUCUUAAAGAGCGCUGAGCAGACGCCUCUGACUGCCCUCUAUGUGGCCAAGCUAUUCCAAGAGGCUGGUCUUCCUCCGGGUGUUCUAAACGUAGUUUCUGGAGAUGGGCCAACUGCUGGUGCUGCUCUUGCCAGUCAUAUGGAUGUGGACAAGGUAGCUUUCACUGGAUCAACUGAUACUGGAAAGAUUAUUCUUGAAUUGGCUGCAAGAAGCAAUCUUAAGCCUGUAACAUUAGAGCUCGGAGGGAAAUCACCGUUCAUUAUAUGUGAAGACGCUGACAUUGAUCAUGCUGUGGAGCUUGCGCACUUUGCUCUCUUCUUUAAUCAGGGGCAAUGUUGCUGUGCGGGGUCUCGUACUUUUGUACAUGAGCGUGUGUAUGAUGAGUUCAUAGAGAAAGCAAAGGCACGUGCUGUGAAACGUGUUGUUGGCGAUCCCUUUAAGAAGGGCGUUGAACAAGGCCCUCAGAUCGACAAUGAGCAGUUUGAGAAGGUCCUUAGAUACAUAAGAGCCGGCAUCGAUAGUGAUGCUACCCUUGAAUGUGGAGGUGGAAGAUUGGGCUCCAAGGGAUACUUCAUCCAGCCUACUGUUUUCUCAAAUGUUAAGGAUGAUAUGUUGAUAGCAAAGGAUGAGAUCUUCGGCCCAGUGCAAUCAAUUUUGAAAUUCAAGGAGCUCGAUGAAGUGGUCCGAAGGGCAAAUGCAACACGCUAUGGUCUAGCUGCCGGAGUUUUCACCAAGAACAUUGACACCGCCAACUACUUGACACGGGCAUUGAGGGCUGGGACAGUCUGGGUGAAUUGCUUCGACGUGUUUGAUGCUGCAAUUCCUUUUGGUGGAUACAAGAUGAGUGGAAUAGGCAGAGAGAAGGGAAUCUACAGCCUUCAUAACUACUUGCAGGUGAAGGCUGUUGUCACUCCUUUGAAGAAUCCGGCAUGGUUGUAGAAGACCGAACCAUAUGCUCCGAUUUACGUGGUUUCAAAUUAUAAAGAUACACAAAGUCUGUCUGGAAUCGAAAGAAGUUGACGAGUUUCUGGUAGCAUAAAGACGUUGUACUGUUUUAUGGGAAUGCUUCAAAAAGUUUCAUCCGUUCAAAUUUUAGUGAUAUUCAGCGUUCAUUU
Messenger RNA from Pyrus x bretschneideri (Chinese white pear), 1956 nucleotides. Its product is annotated as aldehyde dehydrogenase family 2 member B4, mitochondrial-like. NCBI's taxonomy places the organism in Eukaryota, Viridiplantae, Streptophyta, Magnoliopsida, Rosales, Rosaceae. Gene Ontology annotation, molecular function: aldehyde dehydrogenase (NAD+) activity. The record is from RefSeq and is a predicted model, not a curated record. The transcript is spliced from 11 exons. Bases 155 to 1780 code for a protein of 541 amino acids.